CCAUUAGACCGUUACUUGUAUUUAAAUACUCGGAUAUUAGCGGUUUUCUGCAUUAUGCUGUCGAUAAACCAAUUCGAUAAAGAAAAAAUUGAAAAAUGGGAUUAAAAAAAGAGGGUGUUAAUGGUUUGGAUAAUCCAGCGUUUAAAAAAGAUUCUGAGGACAGAAUUUCGAUACUUGUCGAAGAAGACAUAUGGGCAUUGCCAGAGCUUAGUGUAGAUUACAAACCAUGGAAUGAAUUAACAUGCGGCGAGAAGUUACAAAGGUUGUUUCUACACUACAUUCUAAAGAUUGUCAUUCUGCUAGGGGCGUUAUACAUCUUCAUAUGUUCUCUCAGUUUUCUCGGUGAUGCUUUCAAGCUUCUUGGAGGUAAGGCCGCAGGAAAGGCCUUUUCGGAGAAUGAGAUCUUGUCGAACCCUGUGGCAGGUUUGAUGAUAGGUGUACUGGCCACGGUAUUGUUACAAAGCUCGAGUACUACCACGUCUAUAGUUGUCAGUAUGGUUGGGUCAGGAGAAUUAUUGACGGUAAAACAAGCUAUUCCGAUCGUCAUGGGAGCUAAUAUUGGCACAUCUGUAACCAAUACCAUCGUCUCCAUUGGUCAGAUCACCAAUAAGGACGAUUUCCGGCGGGCAUUUGCCGGUGCUACGGUCCACGAUGCUUUCAACUGGCUGACGGUUCUAGUUCUUCUGCCAAUAGAAGUAAUUACAGGUUAUUUGGAGGCACUGAGUGGUGCAAUAAUUGACAGUAUCCCACAAUUUAACGAGGAUAUGAAAGACUUGAAUAGAGAUUACCUUAAAGUUAUCACAAAUCCUUUAACUAAGCUUGUCAUUCAGAUCGACAAAAAGGUGAUUACGAAAAUUGCAAAUGGGGAUGAGGAAUACUUGGAUAAAUCUAUAAUAAAGCACAAAUGUUGUGAUAAACUUGACAAUGGUACCAGCGUAAAUUGUAAAACUUGUGUGUUCAUGUUUGAAAGCAUAUCGCAGCCAGGAAAAUGGAGCGAUGCAGCUGUUGGUGCCCUUCUUCUGGUUAUCGCCCUUGUUCUGUUGUGCGUUUGCCUCGUUCUGAUUGUCAAACUAUUACAUUCAUUACUAAGAGGACAAAUCGCUCACAUUAUUCGAAAAUUCAUCAACGCGAACUUUCCGGGAAAAUGCAGCUAUUUCACAGGAUAUCUUGCUAUCCUUAUCGGUGCAGGAUUAACAAUUCUUGUACAGUCAAGUUCAAUCUUCACCUCUUCAAUAACACCACUAGUUGGUAUGGGCGUACUUAGUCUAGAGAGGAUGUAUCCUCUAACACUUGGCUCAAACAUCGGAACAACGGCUACGGGAAUUCUUGCCGCUUUCGCGCAAGACCCAGAUAAGAUUCCAAAUUCGCUCCAAAUUGCAUUGUGUCAUCUGUUCUUCAAUAUUUCAGGGAUAUGUAUCUUCUAUCCGUUUCCAUUCUUCCGACCACCAAUCAGAAUGGCGAAAUUUCUCGGGGUCCAAACUGCAAAAUACCGCUGGUUUGCAAUUAUGUACCUGUUUGUAGCCUUUUUCUUAUUUCCCGCAGCCGGCUUUGGUCUGUCAGUGGCCAGCUGGAUCGCUCUUGCCGCAGUAUUUAUACCAAUUGCUGUUCUUAUCAUCAUAAUAUUGAUCAUCAAACUCAUUCAGAACAAGCGGCCACUCUGGCUUCCGUCUGUCAUGCGCAACUGGAAAUGGCUUCCGGAACCACUGCGGUCACUUGCACCCUUUGAUCGUUUUCUGAUGAUAAUUACCGGACACUGUUAUUGUUGUCGUAAAGUUGGUUGUAUGAAAGCUAUAACGGACGAUUCUGAAGAUAGAAACCAGAAGAAAUCAAAACUUGAAUUUAAUGACAUAAACAAUGACGAAUUAGUGACCACUGUUACUUAUGACAAUGGUGCAUCUGGAACAGAUGGAAAUUAUUCUGCAAACAGUACACGCAUGUAGAACAUAUAAGUGUGAUAUUAAAUCCUGGAUAGUUUAAAAUCCUGUUUCGUAAAUGAAACAAAGCAUAAAGGCAGUUGUGACAAAACUGUGAUAUUCUGAGAUUUUAACGCUGUAUUUUUACAAACACAAUUUUAAUGGGAACGUUAAUUGGUUCCCCGGAUGUUGAUGAUAUACUGUAACUGAUUUUGUUGAGAAAUAUCUCUUUCUGACAACAUUGUCUGCAUCUGUUUUCUGCAAAAAAUUAAAAUGACAUUAUGCUCAUUGUUUCGAUGUGCAGUUGAGCUAAUGUGCAGUUUAGCUGGUCAAUGAUGUACUGAAAAAUGUUUAGGACAAUAUAAUCUACCUUUUUUGUAAAAUGACUGUCCAAAUCUUUGUAAAAACCGAAUGCUACCGAUACAUUCUAGGAAUGUCCAUGUGUUACGUUGAAUAAUUAAGGCAAAGUAAAAUAAAAAAUUGAACACAAAUAUGGCAAUACAUCAAAUUUCUAUGACUUUUACCCCGACCAUUUACACCUGAAAUGGCAUAAUGUCACUUAACACAUUGACCACCUAACACAGAUGGCCUCUCAGUUACGCUUCCAAACUUCGGAUAUACAUGCCCAGUGAUAAACUGUACAAAAUACUUGUAUCUAUAGUGAAAUUACAAAAAAGUUUUAUUGUCUUUAAUAUGAAAUUGUUUUAAUAUUUGAGCCGUGUCACGACAACCAAAUAAUGAGUUUGCGACCAGCAUGGAUCCAGACCAGCCUCCGCGCAGUCUGAUCAGGGUUCAUGCUGUUCGCUAUCAGUUUCUGUACUUGAUAUAGACUUGGUAAGCGAACAGCAUGGAUCCUGAUCAGACUGCGCGAAUGCGCAGGCUGGUCUGGAUCCAUGCUGGUCGCAAACCCAUUAUGUUGGUUUUGUCGUGACACGGCUCAUUUUACAUUUUCAUGUAUAUAAUCAUUUGUAUCUGUAAUGUUUGAUACAUGCAUGUUGCUAGAUUGAAGUUUUCAGAUGUUUUAAGUCCCAUACAGAGUGUUUUAAGCAUAAUGUUUCCUAAUAUUUGCUUUUGUUUUGUUUUAUCUUGUACAUGUAUUUAAAUAUGUUAAACAGAAAUGAAGAUUUAUCUGGCAAUAAAUUCUGAUUGUUUUA
Messenger RNA from Ruditapes philippinarum (Manila clam), 3067 nucleotides. RefSeq names its product sodium-dependent phosphate transport protein 2B-like. The record is from RefSeq and is a predicted model, not a curated record. NCBI's taxonomy places the organism in Eukaryota, Metazoa, Mollusca, Bivalvia, Venerida, Veneridae. The transcript is spliced from 9 exons. Gene Ontology annotation, cellular component: membrane. Gene Ontology annotation, biological process: sodium-dependent phosphate transport. Gene Ontology annotation, molecular function: sodium:phosphate symporter activity. The coding region runs from base 96 to 1940 and encodes 614 amino acids.